GUGAGUGUGUGUGUGUGUGUGUGUGUGAGUGAGUGAGUUGAACGCACCACACCAUGGCUGAGCAGGAGUUCCAGAAGAUCGGAGACAAGCUCCUGUCCUACAGAGGAUACGUCUUUCCUACUUCCAACAAGGACAGUUUUACACAGUUUACAGACAGUGUGAAGACGUUCCAGAUCAGAGACGAUGAUGUUUAUGUCAUUACAUUUCCUAAAUCUGGUACGGUUUGGACUCAGCGCAUCAUAACGCUGCUGUAUGAGGACGAGUUUCCGGAGGCUGUGGAGCAGAGUUCAUACGACCGUAUGCCCUGGUUGGAGUUUCCUCAGAAUGGGGAGGAUUAUAACACUCGCCGCUCCCCCCGGCUCUUCUGCUCUCACCUCCAUGAGGACCUGGUGCCCCACGGCCUACAGAACAAAGGAAAGAUCAUCUACGUGACCAGGAACCCCAAAGACAUCAUGGUGUCCUACUUCCACUUCACUCACUUUAUGAGGAUUUUAGAGUGUUCAGAGACGCACGGCGAGCUGAUGGAGAAAUUCUUUAGUGGGCGGAUGGUCGGAGGCUGCUGGUUUGAUCAAAUCAGAGGCUGGUACACCAACAAAUACAAAUACAACAUCCUGUUCCUCAGCUAUGAAGAGAUGAUCAGGGACCUGAGAGGAGUCGUGGUGCAGAUUUGUACGUUUUUGGGGAAGAACGUGUCAGAUGAUGUCAUCGACAGCGUGGUGAAAAAAUCCAGCUUCAACUACAUGAAGAAAGACCCCAAAGCCAACUACGAGUAUUUACCUGAUGAUAUGGUAGAUCAUAAGAAAGGAGGCUUCCUCCGCAAGGGUACAGUGGGAGACUGGAAGAACUUUCUGACAGUGACACAGAAUGAACACUUUGACCGUGUUUAUCAGGAACAGAUGAAAGACCUGCCACUGGACUUUGUGUGGGACAUCACUGACAUACACACAUAACACACACACACACACACACACACAAAUGCUGAUUAAUGUUGUUAUUCCUACUCGUCUGCGAUGGGUUGGCACUCCGUCCAGUGUGUAUCCUGCCUUGAUGCCCAAUGACGCCUGAGAUAGGCACAGGCUCCCCGUGACCCGAGGUAGUUCGGAUAAGCGGUAGAUGAAUGAAUGAAUGAAUGAAUGAAUAAAUUCCUACUCGAAAUUCUACAUUCUUCAGAAUCUUCUUGUCAGUAAAGUGAGUUUUCCUUCAUGUUUAGAUCAAAAGAAUAAAAUACACCAUAAUGUAUAAUGAUGUUAGUGUAAUGUUCUCAGACAGAAACACUGAAAACAGCCAACAAUAACAACAACAACAACAACAACAACAACAACAACAACAAUGUGCUGAUAUGAGCUGCCAUAGUCUCCCAGAGGAGAAAGUAUAAUAAUAACAGUGAAAACAAUUCUACCAUUUACAGUAGAUGUUUAACACCUGCACUACACAUCAUCAUCAUCAUCAUCAUCAUGUUACACAUAAGUCAUUUUGGUUCAUUAAAGUCAUCUGCAUCACCA
Molecule: messenger RNA, 1502 nt
Organism: Tachysurus vachellii
Lineage: Eukaryota; Metazoa; Chordata; Actinopteri; Siluriformes; Bagridae
Product: amine sulfotransferase-like
Exons: 6
Coding region: 54-950 (298 amino acids)
Biological process (GO): sulfation
Cellular component (GO): cytoplasm
Molecular function (GO): sulfotransferase activity
Source: RefSeq, a predicted model, not a curated record